Messenger RNA from Merops nubicus (carmine bee-eater), 812 nucleotides. RefSeq names its product cullin-2-like. The record is from RefSeq and is a predicted model, not a curated record. Gene Ontology annotation, cellular component: Cul2-RING ubiquitin ligase complex; SCF ubiquitin ligase complex. Lineage: Eukaryota; Metazoa; Chordata; Aves; Coraciiformes; Meropidae. Gene Ontology annotation, molecular function: ubiquitin protein ligase binding. The transcript has 3 exons. Gene Ontology annotation, biological process: SCF-dependent proteasomal ubiquitin-dependent protein catabolic process; protein ubiquitination. Bases 33 to 347 code for a protein of 104 amino acids.
AUAUAGAGGCAGAAUCUUCAUUUUCGUUAAAUAUGAACUUCAGCAGUAAACGAACAAAAUUUAAAAUUACUACAUCAAUGCAGAAAGACACACCACAGGAGAUGGAGCAGACCAGAAGUGCUGUAGAUGAAGACAGAAAAAUGUAUCUUCAAGCUGCUAUAGUCCGUAUCAUGAAAGCACGUAAAGUGCUGCGGCAUAACGCUCUUAUUCAGGAGGUAAUUAGCCAAUCAAGAGCUAGGUUUAACCCAAGUAUCAGCAUGAUUAAGAAGUGUAUUGAAGUUCUGAUAGACAAACAGUACAUAGAGCGAAGCCAGGCCUCUGCAGACGAGUACAGUUAUGUAGCAUGAUGUUGCUGACCUGCAGGUAUGAUUGUAAGGAGAUCAUUGCUGUCACUGUUUGGUGUGUUCCUGUGGGAAGAGGCAGGCCUGUGCCUCCAUAAUUGGUCACUUGGCAGCCCCUGUUUUUCUGCUGUUUACAACAUCACCAGUGCCAUGUCAUGAGCGUCAAUGAAAAUGCCUAUAGAUAUUUCGAGCUCAUGUCAUUAUGACAUUUCUUAAAACUUUACUAAAUGAAUGAGUGAAGUAUUGCUGAAAUGUGGAAAAUUGGUUGGGUACCAUGCUUUUUUUUUUUUUUUUCCCCUUUCACGUUUGCAGUUGAUGUUUUUUAAUGUAUCUUAAGACAAAGUUAAAAAAAAAAUACAAAAACCCUAAAUAUUGUAAUAUGACAGAUAACCUAAUAAUUGUAUCUACAUUAAAAUGUAAAAAAAAAGACGAACAUGAUACUGCUGCUUGUCAAAUAAAAAAAUAAAGUUA